AUGAUGCUGACAUCUGGACAAUCGCCAGAGCUGCUCAGUUCCUCACUUGUAGAGAUCUUACAGUUCCAACCAAUCAUCCCGGUUGGUGCAGACAUCGAGAAGAUGUUUCAUCAGGUUCAAGUUCCCGAAGAAGAUCAGUCAGCCUACCGUUUUGUUUACCGGACGCCAGGCAGCAGUACUGCUCCAUUGACGUACCACAUGACCGUUCACGUGUUUGGCUCAAUUUCAUCCUCAACUACCUGUAUCUACACCCUGAACCGAACUGCAGACGAUCAUCGUGACCAGUUUCCAGAAGCUGCAGACAGUGUUCGACGUACGUUCUACGUCGACAACGACCUUGACUCAUUCGAUUCCGAAGAUGAGCGAACGUUCCUAAGCAUCAUUUCCAGUGUUUACGAUCCAUUGGGUCUCGUAGCGCCUGUAACCUUCUUGAUGAAGUCUCUUCUUCAAGACAUCUGGACGUAUGAAACCAGGAUUGGCUGGGAUGAUCUUCUACCGGAAGAAUUACGUGAACGUUUUCUACACUGGUACGAACAUCUUGAAAAUUUCGAGACGCUUUCGGUGCCACUGUGUUACAGAUUCAAUGGGGGGAGCUGUAAGCAGCAGUGGUUGCAUGUAUUCACGGAUGCAAGUUCAAAAGACUUCGGAGCUGUGGCUUACUUCCGUUCGGUCUAUGAAGACCAUUCGAUAGACGUGUCUUUCGUCAUGUCGAAAACCCAUGUCACCCCAUUCAAAGGCCUUACAAUUCCUAGGCUAGAACUUCAAGCAGCAGCUGAAGGUCUGAACAUAGCCCUCACCGUUUGUCGAGAGCUAGGAAUGGACCUACAAGACGUUACCUUUCACACCGACUCGCAAACAGUGUUACGUUGGAUCUACUCACGAACGUGCAAAUUCGAAGUUUUCGUGAACAAUCGUGUUGGCAAAAUCCUAAGAAACACCAAUCGUCGGCAGUGGCGUCAUGUAGCUGGAGUCAAAAAUCCUGCUGACCUGUGCAGUCGUGGUAUUGACCCACAGAACGUAAACGAGUUGUUCCAGUUUCACCAAGGACCGCAAUUCUUGCAACUCGAUCCAUCUGAAUGGAACAAUUGGGUUGACAUUGCUGAGCCGGAAGAGAGUGACGUGAAUGUGAUUCGCAUUUUGGCAAUAAAAACAGAAGAUGAGAAUCAUCCCGUAGACCAAUGCGUAAAAAACUGUUCGAGUUUGCUUAGAUAUCAGAGAGUUCUAGCAUGGUGUUUGAGAUUCGUGAGAAAUACACAAUCCAGAAAACAUGGGGACAAACUGACAGUCGGAGAGUUAACGGUGUUAGAAAUGUCAACCUCGUUAGUGAUUUGCGUCAAACGUGCUCAAGCGUUAUCUUUCAAGGAAGAAAUCUAUGCCCUGAGAAAAAACCUGGAACUACCGCUGACGUCUAAACUUCGUCCUUUCAAGCCAUUUUUAGACGACGUCGGACAGUUACGAGUAGGCGGACGUAUCCACCACGCCCCGGUAGACUACUCAGCAAAACAUCCCAUUCUGCUACCACGAGAUCAGUUGUUGACUCAACGGAUAGUGUGGGAUCAUCCCGUGAAAAAUUUGCAUGUGAAAGCUGAGACGUUGUUAGCAAAAGCCAAUGCCGCCCCUUAUGGCAUCGCUUCCAGUACAUCGACUUUCGCCGGAACCGGAUAA
This is a messenger RNA of Daphnia magna, 1665 nucleotides long. RefSeq lists its product as uncharacterized. NCBI's taxonomy places the organism in Eukaryota, Metazoa, Arthropoda, Branchiopoda, Diplostraca, Daphniidae. The record is from RefSeq and is a predicted model, not a curated record. Gene Ontology annotation, molecular function: nucleic acid binding. The coding region runs from base 1 to 1665 and encodes 554 amino acids. The transcript has 3 exons.